Molecule: messenger RNA, 776 nt
Organism: Pneumocystis murina B123
Lineage: Eukaryota; Fungi; Ascomycota; Pneumocystomycetes; Pneumocystales; Pneumocystaceae
Product: 40S ribosomal protein S2
Exons: 1
Coding region: 1-747 (248 amino acids)
Biological process (GO): translation
Cellular component (GO): cytosolic small ribosomal subunit; ribosome
Molecular function (GO): RNA binding; structural constituent of ribosome
Source: RefSeq, a predicted model, not a curated record
AUGGCUCCAGCAACGGAGAGGACAGGAUUUGGUCGUGGCAAAGGACGAGGAAGGGGCCAUAAGGAGGAGAAGGAAGAUACUUGGGUUCCAGUAACAAAACUUGGAAGACUUGUUAAAGCAGGAAAAAUUCGUUCAAUCGAGGAAAUUUAUCUUUAUUCUCUUCCUAUCAAGGAAUAUCAGAUUGUUGAUUGGUUUUUGCCUAAAUUGAAGGAUGAAGUAUUAAAAAUUAUGCCAGUUCAAAAGCAAACAUGUGCAGGACAGAGGACUCGAUUUAAAGCAUUUGUUGUAGUUGGAGAUUCAAAUGGGCAUGUAGGUCUUGGUGUAAAAUGUUCUAAGGAAGUGGCUAUUGCUAUACGUGGGGCAAUUAUUCUUGCCAAAUUAUCAGUAAUUCCAGUUCGUCGAGGAUAUUGGGGAUCUUCUUUAGGAGAUCCUCAUACUGUUUGUGUAAAAGUGAGUGGAAAAUGUAGUUCAUCGAUGUGCCGUCUUGUUCCUGCACCUCGAGGAACAGGUAUUGUUGCUGCACCUACUCCUAAACGCCUUCUUCAAUUUGCUGGUAUUCAGGAUUGUUAUACAUCAUCUCGUGGAGCUACGCGAACUCUUGGAAAUUUUGUUAAAGCUACGUUUAUAGCUAUUGGGAAUACUUAUAGUUUUUUGACACCUAAUUUAUGGAAAGAAAUUCCUUAUACAGCAACUCCUUAUGAAGAGUUUUCGGAUGUUCUUAUGCAAACUGAAAAAGUUAGAUAUUGAUCUAAUUAAUUUUAUCUCAAUAUAUAAGG